AUGAACUUUAUGGACACAGUGUUUGUGGCCAAAUGUGCUGUUCCUCACUACCUAGUGGAGCCACCUGUGCUCAUGGAGACCACUGAUGAUUGGUAUUAUCACAUCCCUCUGAAACGAUCAGAGGAACAAGUUAGUUCAGAUGUUGCACAACAGCCAAAAUCUCAUAUCCUAGGUCAUGGUGAUUUUGAGGGUCCUCACCAUGACAUUACCUUUGGGGGUCGAAGAAAGUGGAUCAGGGAUACUGAUUCAGAAUAUGUAAAACUGGCAAAGCAAGGAGGUCGACCAGAUUUACUGAGACAUUUUACUUCACCACGAAAAGUAUCCCCUUACUGUGCACCUGAAUCACAUCAUAGCAAACAAGCAGCUGAUGAUAACUCUAAAUCUCGUGUUCCAGUAAUGCCAGACUACAUGAUUCAUGAAGAAUUUAACUCUGACCAAUCAACCAGAUAUAAACCUAAAAGGGGUCCUUUUGAUUUUGAUACGAAAAGUAUUUGGCAAAGAGAUGCUGAAGAUAAAGAAAACAAAAAGAAAAGAGAGGAAAAUGAUGUUCAGUUUGAGGACUCUCCAAGCAGUGUGAAAAAAGAGAUAAAACUUCCUGCUAUUUCACCACAUAAAACUGAGCAGAGUAUUACAUCCAAAUUCCAGGGAGAAAAACGACUUUACUUCCCUCGAAUGCCUGCUCAUAAAAAAAAUGAGCCUGUAAAUUUCAGCAAACUGAUUAGUAGUGGUUAUGGUGAUGAGUGGCUUCAACAACGUGAUCACUGGGAGAAAAAAAAUACUCUGCCUAAUGAUUCAGAGACAUCCCAGCCAACAUUGACACAAACAGACAUUGAGUAAAAGCUGGUACUUCACAGAAUUUUCACAAUUCUGUUGCUAUUUCCAAAGAGCACUGUGUGCAGGAAACUUAUACAGCUUAGGAAGCAGGCUCCAAUAGUACUCUGCUAACCAGGUAUAAUAGGUGUCAAGCUUCAAAAGGCUUCAAUAGUUCUCUGAUAAACCAACUAUUGCUAAGGCUCGACUACUCUCUUCUAAAGCCACACCCGUUGCUUGAGAGCUGAUGAGUAUCCCUCCAGUUAUAGGACACUGUUAAUAUAAGCUAUGCUUUGACAUUGAACUACUGAAAAGAGUAUAGGGAAACACAAAAAUGAGACCAGCUUGAGCUUUACAGUGCUGAUUUUUUAUUUUUGUAUCUUUUUCUAAGUAAAAGCUAGUUAUUGCAUUUUCUAUGUAAUAAAUUGAAUGUCAGAGUGGUACUUAAAUUAUUUUUCAUAAUAUUGGAUUGUAAUGAUAGUU
This is a messenger RNA of Notechis scutatus (mainland tiger snake), 1293 nucleotides long. NCBI's taxonomy places the organism in Eukaryota, Metazoa, Chordata, Lepidosauria, Squamata, Elapidae. The record is from RefSeq and is a predicted model, not a curated record.